CACAAUGGUUUAGGACAAUCUCAAACCCUACCAACAAAUCAAACCGUUUUUAACAGAAAUAAAAAAAUAUCUCAAAAGCUCUCAAAAAUGGCUUCAACAAUGAUACCAAUUCAAGCGUGUGCCGGAUCCGGUCACCGGAUUCCAGAUCCCGAUCGCCGGAGAAAUUCCUCCUCCACUAACUGGUGGACCCCUCUGUUCGGUAUGUCAUCAGAACCUGACUACAUCGAUUCCGACAACAAAGCACCGAAAUCGGAAUCAGAUCCGUCGUCAAAGCCGUCACAACUGCGCUUUUCCGGUGGUCUCACAGAGGAGAAAGCGAAGCAGCUUCGAAAGAUGACCGUUGGCACUGAAUCGUUUCAUGAUACUAUGUAUCACUCUGCCAUCGCUUCUCGACUCGCUUCCGAUUUCAAGGCUCGCUCCGAUCUGUAAUCUUCCGGUGCCGGAAACUUCCAUUUCACAUUACGUUGCAUGCAUCGUUUUCGUUUUUUCUUGCUUUUUUUUUAGUUUUUUAUUUUAAGAUCCAGAUUUUAGGGAUUUGAUUUAAGUGUUAACGCCAAGCAAUGUUGUGUAAUGGUUUAGCGUUUAAUUUCAACUGAUUAAUCAUUGUGUAUAUAGAAUAAUAAUUUUCAAUGUAUAAAUAUAAUUGGUAAUAUGCAUGUGUUGUUUUAACUUUA
Molecule: messenger RNA, 674 nt
Organism: Medicago truncatula (barrel medic)
Lineage: Eukaryota; Viridiplantae; Streptophyta; Magnoliopsida; Fabales; Fabaceae
Exons: 1
Coding region: 88-429 (113 amino acids)
Source: RefSeq, a predicted model, not a curated record